Messenger RNA from Felis catus (domestic cat), 1499 nucleotides. Its product is annotated as T-cell receptor gamma chain C region C10.5. The record is from RefSeq and is a predicted model, not a curated record. Lineage: Eukaryota; Metazoa; Chordata; Mammalia; Carnivora; Felidae.
CGCCCUCCUAUCACUGGCCUGCCCACUCCUGCUCACGGGGACCUCACUUCUUACCUUGUCCCUGGGGAGCCAGCCUGGCCCGCGGGAUGUCACUGCUGGAGGCCGUCAUCUUCUCAUCUCUCUGGGCCUUUGGCCUUGGGCAGGGGAACCUGGAACAACCUGAAAUAUCAAUUUCCAGAGCAAGGGGGAAGAGUGCACACGUAUCGUGCAAGAUCUCCACUGAGGUCAUCGACAGAGCCAUACACUGGUACCGGCAGAAGCCAGAUCAAGAGAUAGAACAUCUAACACUCGUCUCAACACAGCCCGUUCGAGUUUCUUUAGGAGGGAAGAGCGACAAACUUGAGGCAAGUAAAAACGCUCACACUUCCACUGCAACCUUGAAAAUAAAUUUCUUAGAGCAAGAAGAUGAGGCCGUGUACUUCUGUGCCUCCUGGGGCUGGAGCCACAGCACCAGAUGUGAUGAAUCAGGCUGGAUCAAGAUAUUUGCAGAAGGAACUAAGCUCAUAGUAACUCCCCCGGAUAAAAGCCCUGAUGAAGACACUUCCCCCAAGCCCACGAUUUUUCUUCCUUCACCUGCUGAAAGAACACUCCAUAAGACUGGAACAUAUCUUUGUCUUCUUGAGGAUUUUUUCCCUGAUGUUAUCAAGGUAGAUUGGAAAGAGAAAAAUGGCAAAACAAUUCUGAAAUCCCAGCAGGGAAACACCAUGAAGACUAAGGACACAUACAUGAAAUACACCUGGCUGACUGUGACAGAAAAGUCAAUGGAUAAAGAACACACAUGUAUUGUCAAACACGAGAAGAAUAAAGGAGGGGGUGAUCAAGAGAUUCUGUUUCCUUCAAUAAACACAGAACUCCCUGCUAUUAAUUCUACAGAAGCUUUGCUGAAAGAUGAAAAUGACCCCCUACAGCUGCAGCUUGUGACCAGCUCUGCCUACUACACCUACGUCAUCCUCCUCGUCAAGAGCGUGGUCUACACCAUCAUCAUUGCCUACCGUCUGCUUGGGAGACCAGCACUCUGCCGCAAUGAGAAGAGUUCCAACACAUGGUGACCCAAGGCUCCACUUUUCUUUACUGGCUACUGUCGCUAGCGGUGUCUGCUGAGGCUCUAGCGGGGCUUUCUUUCUGGGUGUGGGUUAUUUCAGUUCACAUGUCUUUUUCUAUGUGUCAUCAUUGCAGAACAGGCUUACAAACUGCCAGGCAAACAGGAAAUGUCACUCUGCACCAAGAACAGACUCUGCCACGAGUCAGGGGCGGGGCCGGGGGGCACCCACGGGGGCUUCAGCACCGCUCUCUCCUUCACACCCACCAGCCCGUCAGCCACCCAGCACCCUCGCCUCUGAGUACAGCCGGCGUGCAGCUUCCAUCGCGGCCCCUGGGGCUCUGUAUCCAGAUAACUGCCUGGAGGCCUUUUCUUUUACAUACAUGGAAGCCUUCAUCCUUGCUGCCUGAACUUUGUGCUGUCUUUCAUAAUAGGCACAAUAAAAACAAUCAAAAGCCUG